This is a messenger RNA of Alternaria atra, 453 nucleotides long. RefSeq lists its product as uncharacterized. The transcript has a single exon. Lineage: Eukaryota; Fungi; Ascomycota; Dothideomycetes; Pleosporales; Pleosporaceae. The record is from RefSeq and is a predicted model, not a curated record. Bases 1 to 453 code for a protein of 150 amino acids.
AUGCCCGCUAUCGCCCACCUCCAAGCACGCUUCUUAGAAGACUCCAGCGGCAGCGGCGGAAUAUCAGCAACAGCCAUCGCCCUCAUCGUGUGUCUCGGAAUCGUACCAUGCAUCAUCUUGAUCUGGGCAGUUUGCUAUCUCUUCUGGGCCUAUCCUUACGACCGUAACUGCUGCUGCAUCAAGCGAAAGCGUCGCCCCGAACCCCAGAGUGUACUGAACCAAGCGCCCAUGAGCGAAGGGACACUAUAUGAAAAACCAGGUGUUGCACCUCCACAACGGCCAUUUUCUGCCCAGACCAGAACCGACACAGGAAGCUCAAGCAACACUGGACGUCUGCAUAAGCAGCAGAGGCCUGGUAGUGGAUUCGACGCGAGGGACACGCGGAUGAGCUUGAAUAGCGUUGUCAGUGCCAACACUGUCACGUACGCUCAGCAGCCCAAGCCAUUUGUAUGA